Messenger RNA from Carya illinoinensis, 1788 nucleotides. Its product is annotated as 2-oxoglutarate-Fe(II) type oxidoreductase hxnY. NCBI's taxonomy places the organism in Eukaryota, Viridiplantae, Streptophyta, Magnoliopsida, Fagales, Juglandaceae. The transcript is spliced from 11 exons. The record is from RefSeq and is a predicted model, not a curated record. The coding region runs from base 453 to 1463 and encodes 336 amino acids.
CUCGGUGCUUUGUAAACAAAAGAAAUUCUUAACCAUGGAGGAAGGGAGAACAAAAGGGCACAAGGCGUAGGGGGUUAGAUGAUUUGUUUAGGAAGAGAUAUAUAGAAUCAUAGAAGUUGGAGAAGAUGUUUGGACAGAUCGAUCAAUUAAUUUUGGAGGUGCUUUGUUUUUUCAGAAAUGCAUUUUAAGGCAUAAUUCCAAAGUCCAUCGUCUACAUGCUUUGGGUGGGGGUAUAACUGUAGAAGAAUAUGCCCACGACACUGUGCAUGAUUGCGAAAGAGGUAAGUAAAGUGGAACAACGUAAAUAAAAUAAAUAAAAGGUUCAGCCGCCAAGACAUUUGGCGACCAGGAAAAAAACGAAACAAGGGAUUUGCUCCAUUGCUCAAUUUUGCUCUAUUGAGCUAGUGCUCCUCCUCCUCCUGAGGCCCGCCCUUUCGUUUUUUCACUGGGAAAUGGAAAACCAAAGUGUGAACGGCAUCGAAGCCGGUAAAAUCUCUGUCCUCAAUUGUAUCGAUCUCUCUAAUCCUGACAUUCACCAAUCCGUUUCGUUGCUCAAACAGGCUUGUUUGGAUUCCGGAUUUUUCUACAUUGUAAACCAUGGGAUAAGCGAGGAAUUUAUGGACGAGGUUUUCGCACAGAGCAGAAGGAUGUUUGGUCUGCCGUUAAGUGAUAAAAUGAAGCUUUUAAGGAACGAGAAACACAGGGGCUACACCCCUGUUCUUGACGAGAUUUUGGACCCUGAAAACCAAGUUCACGGAGAUUACAAGGAGGGAUACUACAUAGGAGUGGAAGUAGCUGAAGAUGACCCGGCAUCGGAAAAACCUUUUUAUGGGCCAAAUGUUUGGCCUGCACCAGGACUGUUGCCUGGAUGGAGGGAGACAAUGGAGAGGUUCCAUCAAGAGGCUUUAAAGGUUUCAAGAGCAGUUGCCAGGAUAAUAGCUCUUGCACUUGAUCUGGAGGUUGAUUUCUUUGACAGGCCACAAAUGCUUGGCGAGCCAAUUGCAACCUUGCGCUUAUUACACUAUGAAGGUCAAGUUUCUGAUCCCUCAAAGGGAAUAUAUGGAGCUGGAGCUCAUUCUGACUAUGGUUUGAUUACCCUUUUGGCAACAGAUGAUGUCAUAGGUCUCCAAAUAUGCAAGGAUAAGGAUGCUAAACCUCAGAUAUGGGAAUAUGUGCCGCCAUUGAAAGGAGCAUUUAUAGUGAAUCUUGGUGACAUGCUGGAGCGCUGGAGCAACGGUAUUUUCAAGUCCACCUUGCACAGAGUUUUGGUGAAUGGUCAAGAGAGAUACUCUAUUGCAUAUUUUGUGGAACCAAGUCAUGAUUGUCUUGUUGAGUGCUUGCCAACCUGCAAGUCAGAAAAUAAUCCUCCCAAGUUUCCUCCCAUCUUAUGUCGAACUUACCUUAGCCAACGCUACGAGGAUACUCAUACUGAUCUGAGUAUAUACAACAAAACUGAAGUUUAAGUUUUGCCCCAGGACGCUUUGGGAGAUCUACACACCUGAGCUGCCAGAAAUUUAUUCUACCAAAUCAAGUUCGAACGAUAUAAUCAGACCAGUAGAGGUUUCUACAUAGAUUUGCACUUGUUUCUACAUGUUUUCUAUAUUAUGUUGCUUUAGGUAAAAUCAUAAGGCGGGUUGGCUGUGUCGGCAAAGAAAAUGUCGAUUCCGGAUGUAUAACCAUGCCAUUUUAGAAUUUCGGUUGGCCAUUAUUAGAGAUAUGGUGUCAGGUGUGUAACAAACGGAUGUAUAUAAUUAGUUACUGGAAAACCUUUUGGGGGAUCCUCAACCA